UCUCUCUCUCUCUCCACUUCUUUCUUUCUCACUCCAUCACUAAGGAAACUCGGAACGUGAGAUAUGGAGCGGACUCAACCCCACUUUCCCUGCUCCAUUUAACUCCACCUUUUCAAGUCCGCUUCCACCUCAUAAACAUCAUCGGAAUUGUUCUUACUCGAAUCCCGAGCUCUUCAAGAAUGGGGCGGUCCUCUGCUUGCCUGAGAAUCAUUGCUUGCGGUCGCAAUUCCGGCGGUGAGAACAGCAACGACAACGAUCUCCGUAUCUCCGAGGUCAAGACUACAAAAGACAAAUCGGGAUGGAGUUUCCGGAAGAAGUCCACGAGCCCUCGUGUGCUAAGCAACAUUGCUAUAACUGAAGAAGCUAAUUAUGGACACAAGGAAAACCCAGAUGGAUCUGUCACCUUCAGCUCCCAAUUUACUGGGAGCUCCAAUGAUUCUGGAAAAGCCUGUUUGACACAAUGCAGUGAUGACAAAGUACAGCUGGUUGUCUCGGCAAAGUCCAUAGCCUCUGAGCAUGCUUCUAAUGUGCGACACGGGGAAGAAUUUGAUGCAAAAUCUGAUAAAAAUGUGCAAGAAUCGGCGGCGGUUAUUGUUCAGGCCACUAUUCGGGGAUUUUUGGCACGAAAGAAACUUUUGAAGCUUAAGGAUGUUACUAAGCUUCAACCCGAUGUUCAGUGCACAUCCUUGGAGAACACUGUUGAAUUGGAUUCUAUUAUUGAUCCACAAGAGAGAAAGAAAAGCGAAAAAUUAUACAAUUUUCCUGGAGUUUCCACUAAUUUUUCUCAUGAGGCUACCGAGUCUAAGUUAGAGAAUGGAACUCUGAUGCCAUCUGAAAGCGAGGAGAAUCUCAUAACCUAUGAAGGAGAGAAAAUAAACUUCCAUCUGCACAGAGUUACCGACUCUGUUGCUGAUGAUGAUGAUGCAGGGAGAGCUUCAUCUGAGGUUCAUUCGCUAUCAAACAGCCAAAAAGCGAAUCAUUUUGUUGAGCAGCAGAAACUUUCUGAUCGGUUGAGAAAUGGCAGGUCAAAGUUUACUUCUGGAUCGGAUUCUAGAAAUGCAAGUGACACAGCAUUGAUCUUCGGUGAGUCAGACACUGAUGAACCAGCUCCAAAAGUGAAUUCCAUGCCUACCACGAUUGUUGGCUCUACCCAUCACAGUAAUGGUGUAUCUAAGAUGGACGAUAUUAUUUCCGAGGUUGAUUCUGCAAAGGAAGAGAAAAUUCCUAGGUAUGCAGGAUCUGAGUGUGGAACUGAACUCUCCAUAUCUUCAACCCUUGAUUCUCCUGACAGGUCAGAAGCCGGGAUCAAAUUAGAUGGGUUGGGAAAGGAAAUUCAGGAUAAAGGUACUGAAGAUAUAUCAGCAAAUCUGCUGACCCGUUUAACAGAAGAACAUGUGGAGAAUCUGGAUCACGCUCCUGAUGAAUGCUCCGAGGGUUCAGUUGUAUCAAUUGAUGUGUCUCAGAUCGAACAGAAGCUCAAAGUGAACACAUCUGAACCCGGAAAAGAGCUCAGCUUCCAAGAAAAGCCUCCCUCUCAAGAAGCUUCAUCUAGAACUCAAGAGUUGCUGCAGACACCUUCUACCCAGGUAUCUACAAAGUCCCCGAGGGACAGACCCGACAAGCGUGACCCAAAGAAGAACCAAAAAUCGGUAUCUGACAAGAAAUCUCCGUUAAAACCUAAUCCGGGGCAAUCCCCGGGAGAUUCAGCAAGCGGGAAGAAACGGGAUUCCUUUGGAUCUGAUCAGGAAGGCAGAAACAGCACGAGCAGUAACCCGCUCCCACGGUUCAUGCAAGCCACGGAAUCUGCAAGAGCCAAGCUCCAAGCAAAUAGCGGCUCCCCGAAAUCGAGUCCAGACGUUCAAGAAGGAGACUUUUACGUCAAAAAGAGGCAUUCUUUGCCCAUUGCCAACGUAAAAGAAGUCUCUCCGCGUAUUCAGCAGAGCAAAAAAGAGAAAAGAUGGCAGAGGUGAAGAAGAGAGACUGCCUGCUAUUUAUGAAGAAUGAUCCGAACAUGUUGAUUCAAUUUAAUUCCAUUUUUAAUUAAAUCUUUGUGCACAUAAUGCCUUUUAAUCUCCUCUUAUUUACUUUCAGACUUUCCUUUCAGACAAGUUUUCUGUGGUUGUUUUGUGAUGUUUGAUUGGCUGUCCGAGAGAAUAAAGAGUGCUCGAGUGUGGAAAUGAAUGGGUGAAAAAAAGGGAUUUAAUUUUUUUU
Tarenaya hassleriana is the source of this 2211-nucleotide messenger RNA. Its product is annotated as protein IQ-DOMAIN 32-like. The transcript is spliced from 4 exons. NCBI's taxonomy places the organism in Eukaryota, Viridiplantae, Streptophyta, Magnoliopsida, Brassicales, Cleomaceae. Gene Ontology annotation, molecular function: protein binding. The record is from RefSeq and is a predicted model, not a curated record. Bases 180 to 1970 code for a protein of 596 amino acids.